AUGCAUGGCCUGAACUCAAAUCUGUUAUUGAGCUCUGACGGACAAAUUAGGUUUGCUAGUUCUAAGCUCAACUCAUCUGAUAAUUUGUUUAUAUGGUACUUCGAUAAGCUGAUAUCUCAAGGGGGACAAAAAAAUAUCAGUUUAUCGGGGCAAUCUUUCAUAGAAAUUCGAUUCAAGGGAGACAAAAAAAUAUCAGUUUAUCGAGGAUAUUUGUUUAUUGAGGCAUCAGCUUAUCGAAGUUCCACUGUAAUUAGUCAAAAAACUAUGUAUGUUUAA
Molecule: messenger RNA, 276 nt
Organism: Clunio marinus
Lineage: Eukaryota; Metazoa; Arthropoda; Insecta; Diptera; Chironomidae
Source: the annotation of a GenBank genome assembly